AUGGACAUUGAUUUCAAAGAGUAUCAGUUACGCUGUGAACUUCACGGCCACGAAGACGACGUUCGUGGAAUAACCAUCUGCGGCAACGGCGACAUAGCGACCUCAUCCAGGGACAAAACCGUUAGGUUAUGGUCUCAGGACGAUCGCAAAUUCACCUCUUCCAAACUUCUGGUAGGUCACACCAGCUUUGUCGGUCCGUUAACAUGGAUUCCGCCGAAUUCCGACUUGCCUCACGGCGGUGUCGCUUCUGGCGGCAUGGAUACUCUUGUCUUGGUUUGGGACUUGAACACGGGGGGUAAGUUUCAUACACUCAAAGGUCACCAGUAUCAGGUCACCGGCAUUGCGUUUGAUGAUGGAGAUCUUGUUUCAUCUUCCAUUGAUUGUACUUUGAAACGGUGGAGGAAUGGGCAAUGCGUUGAGACAUGGGAGCCUCACAAGUCAGCGAUUCAAGCUGUUAUAAAGCUACCCACAGGAGAGCUUGUUACAGGUUCAACUGACACUACUUUAAAGACUUGGAAGGGAAAAACUUGUUUACAUACUUUUGAAGGGCAUUCAGAUACAGUUCGUGGCUUGGCUGUGAUGUCUGAUUUAGGAAUCCUAUCUGCAUCCCAUGAUGGUUCUCUCAGAUUAUGGGCAGUAAGUGGUGAAGUUUUAUUGGAGAUGGUUGGCCAUACUGCAAUUGUUUAUUCAGUUGAUUCACAUGCAUCAGGACUUGUUGUCAGUGGUAGCGAAGACCGUUUUGCAAAAAUAUGGAAAGAUGGAGUCUGUGUUCAGAGCAUAGAGCAUCCUGGUUGUGUUUGGGAUACAAAAUUUAUGGAAAAUGGGGAUAUUGUGACAGCAUGUUCGGAUGGAGUAGUACGCAUUUGGACCAUGAAUCAAGAUUAUUUCGCUGACCAGCUAGAGCUUGACUUAUACACUUCACAACUUUCUCAAUACAAGUCUAGCAGAAAGAAGGUUGGUGGAUUAAAAUUGGAGGAGUUACCUGGCUUGGAUGCACUGAAGAUCCCAGGAACUUCUGAUGGCCAGACAAAAGUAGUUAGAGAGGGAGAUAAUGGCGUGGCUUAUGCAUGGAACAUGGCAGAACAGAAAUGGGAUAAAAUUGGUGAAGUUGUUGAUGGACCAGAAGGAUCAAGUCGCCCUCUCUUCGAUGGUGCUCAGUAUGAUUAUGUGUUUGAUGUGGAUAUUGGAGAUGGUAUGCCUAUCAGGAAGUUGCCUUACAAUCGAUCAGAUAAUGCAUAUGAUGUUGCUGAUAAAUGGCUACUCAAGGAGGGUCUUCCUCUUUCCUUUCGUGAACAAGUCGUUCAGUUCAUACUUCAAAAUAGUGGACAAAAGGAUAUUACUUUUGAUGCUUCAUUUCGUGAUCCGUACACCGGCUCCAAUGCUUACGUACCAGGUCAACAUUCACGCACAUCUGAUAUCUCUGCGAAGCCUACAUUCAAGCAUAUUCCUAAGAAAGGGAUGCUUGUUUUUGAUACUGCUCAGUUUGAUGGGAUCCUUAAAAAGGUCGUCGAGUUCAAUAAUGCCUUAUUAUCCGACCAGGAAAAGCAGAAGUUGUCUUUGGCUGAGUUGGACAUUCCCAGACUGGAUGCCAUUGUUAAAACACUGAAAGAUACUUCACAUUAUCAUUCCAGUAAAUUUGCAGACUCUGAAAUAGCUUUGCUACUGAAAAUGCUAUCUUCAUGGCCAAUCACAAUGAUAUUUCCUGUCAUUGAUAUCAUAAGGAUGUUAGUUCUUCACCCAGAAGGGGCUGUUGCACUUCACAAGCAUCUUGAAUCAGAAAAAGACAUUUUAAUGGAAGUGGUUAAGAAGGUCACCAUAAACCCAACAAUUCCUGCAAAUCUGUUGACCAGUGUUCGUGCUGUCACUAAUCUCUUUAAGAAUUCUUGCUACUACAACUGGUUGCAGAAACAUCGCAGUGAGAUUCUUGAUGCUUUCUCAAGCUGCAGUUCAUCUACAAACAAAAAUUUGCAGUUGUCCUACUCUACAUUGAUACUCAAUUAUGCAGUACUAUUGAUUGAAUCUAAGGAUCAAGAAGGUCAAUCUCAAGUUCUAUCAGCAGCACUGGAGGUAUGUCUUAUACUAUUUUUUAUCUGGGUAUAA
This is a messenger RNA of Vicia faba (fava bean), 2100 nucleotides long. Lineage: Eukaryota; Viridiplantae; Streptophyta; Magnoliopsida; Fabales; Fabaceae. The record is from the annotation of a GenBank genome assembly.